GGUGAAGAAAAAUAUCGGACAGAUUUUUUUGUAGAAGAAAUGCGAGGAAAAUUUCACUAAAACUCGAAAAAUAAGCAAUAAAUCAAGAAAAAAUGGCCGAUUUGUUGGAAAAGGAUGAAAAGCCUGAUAUAAGGGUCUUGCGAGAAGGACUUUUAGAGGCCGAAAAGGAAAAAAAUCAGUUCGCCCUAAAAAAUCACAAAUUGGCCAACUAUCGUUUGAAGCAGGAUUACAAGGUACAACAACAACACCAGCAGACACCGAUGUCGUCAAUUGAGUCCACUCGAAAACGAAACAAUGGACUUGCCAAGGGAUCACGAGCGACACAUAAGAGAAAACGUUUAGGAGCUGCCUCCAUGACCAGCAGUAGAUGCGGCAUGAUAUAUGUGACCCAAAAUGCCCGAAAAUGGACCUUUGUGUGCACUUUCUGUCAGAAAACCACCCGAGACAUUGGAGAAUUUGUAUGUCACAUCAAAUAUAAACACAUGGGCAACCACUACGAUGACGAGGAGGAUGAAAACGAUGAAGAUAUUGGAAAUGGUAGUGAAAAGGAUCAUAAUGUUACAAUGGAGGACGGCUAUAAUCAAGGACAGGACUACUUUGAUUGCGCUAAUUAUUUGGAUGUCAAUGUACACACAGAAGAGGAUGAACAACAGGCUUAUAGGUCACAAUCAAAGACUAUGCAAUCGGCUGCAAAUGGAAAUGAUGUUGUCAAUCUUUUGGAUGAAGAAGAAGAUGAUAAUAAUGCUACGCCUUUCUUCGAUUAUGAAUACGAUGCUCAGGAAGAUGAAGAAGAAUUAGCUCUUGUCGACGACUCUGAUAGGAGCAAUCGACGCACGGAAGAGGAUAAUAAUCAUCUAAUGCAACGUCGUGCUUCGGCAGAUGAUGAGUCCCAUAAUGGUGACUUUGAAGAGUCCAACAAUGGCGAUGCCAGCGGCAGUGGCAACGGUAAAAGAUAUCGAACACAUGUCAGAGGUACCGCUUAUUGCAAGUUAUGCGACAAGACCUUUCAAUAUUAUUCGUUAUAUCGCAACCAUAUGAUCAAGCAUUCCAAUGUGACACCCUAUAAAUGUCAAUUUUGCACGAAAGGGUUCAAAUCUAAACAAGCCAUACGCUACCACAUGAAAACACACUCUAAAGAAAAGGAAUUUCAAUGUCCUUUGUGUCCCACAACGUAUGCAACCUCAUCGCUUUUUAUGACACAUGUCUUGAGUCAUGAAAGUGCAACGUGUUUUCCAUGUAUGGUGUGUGCUGUCGUGCUUAAAACUGAGCAGGAGCGUGAGCUACAUUUGGAGACGCACGCAGAAGAUCGUCCACAUAGUUGUAAUUUUUGUGGGAAACGCUUCCGGCAAAAACAUCAUCUAUCGAAUCAUUUGAAAUUACAUUGUCAAUAUCGUUGCGACUUUUGUCGAGAAUCAUUUAGCUCUACACAAACACAGAGGCGACCCUAUGCCUGUCCCACAUGCGAAGAGUUGCCCGACAUACGAACCCAGGUGGAAAGGCAACGAUCGUUUUCUAUGAAACAACCAGUCGAAGAUCCUCCACACAUGGAAUUUGAAAAUAUCAUGAUCAAAAACGAGGCAACACGUGAACCAGAAUGCGUUGAUCUUGAAGAAAUGCCAUCAGAUGAUGACAGUGAAGGUGGAAAUACUCCGUUGCUAGUAAGUACACCCAACAAAACUUAUCCACAGUGUAAAUACUGUCGAAAAAUCUUUGAACACGUUGGUGCGCUUAAUAUGCAUAUACGACAGGAACAUUCACAGUAAAAUAGAUAUAAGAACAUACAAUCAAAUGCAAUUAAAAUAUUAUGAGAGUAAACGAGAAUAAGCUCCUG
Molecule: messenger RNA, 1831 nt
Organism: Stomoxys calcitrans (stable fly)
Lineage: Eukaryota; Metazoa; Arthropoda; Insecta; Diptera; Muscidae
Product: zinc finger protein 567
Exons: 2
Coding region: 93-1763 (556 amino acids)
Biological process (GO): regulation of DNA-templated transcription
Molecular function (GO): DNA-binding transcription factor activity, RNA polymerase II-specific; RNA polymerase II cis-regulatory region sequence-specific DNA binding
Source: RefSeq, a predicted model, not a curated record